AAAGUCCUUUCCCAAUAUUAUGUGUUUCUAAUUAACGCCCAUAUUCUCCUUAGCAACGUUCAGCCUGUUUCCUAUUGAAGAUGUCCGAGGUCGAGGAAACGCUCAAGAGGCUUCAAAGCUUGAAAGGAGUGGUUGGAGUGAUUAUAGUCAACCAAGAAGGUAUUCCUAUUCGCACCACGAUGGACAAUGCCACUACUGUACAGUAUGCUGGGCACAUUCAACAACUGAACGCCAAGGCUCGCACUACUGUGCGUGAUCUGGACCCAACCAAUGAUCUGACUUUCCUCCGUGUGCGUACCAGCAAACAUGAGAUCAUGAUAGCACCAGACAAGGACUAUCUGCUCAUUGUGGUACAAGACCCUUCACAACAGUAGAAGAACUUAUAGCUCAAACUGAUAAUUGAUUAUAAGCACAUAAUUAUUGUCUGAGUUUAAUGAACAAAA
Halichondria panicea is the source of this 443-nucleotide messenger RNA. RefSeq names its product dynein light chain roadblock-type 2-like. Gene Ontology annotation, cellular component: cytoplasmic dynein complex; cytoplasm; centrosome. The transcript has 4 exons. Gene Ontology annotation, biological process: microtubule-based movement. The record is from RefSeq and is a predicted model, not a curated record. Lineage: Eukaryota; Metazoa; Porifera; Demospongiae; Suberitida; Halichondriidae. Gene Ontology annotation, molecular function: dynein intermediate chain binding. The coding region runs from base 81 to 374 and encodes 97 amino acids.